UAGUUCAAACACAUCAUUUGAAGUAUUUUUUUUUUCUUUUAGAAUAAAUAAUUAGGAUAUUACCGACCUAUUUCAAGUCAAUUCGAAUACAACUAAGUAAUGAGACACCAAAUAUCAUUUCAAAGAUCAACAGUGGAUGGUUGAACUCUGAUGAAAUGUGUGGGGGAGUGAGCUUUGCGGUUUUGUAUUUAUUGGAUUCUCUGACUUCCUCUGCUUCAUUGGUCAGUCAUUUUAGUUGACUUUUCUUUCUUCUUUAUGUCACCUCUCUCUCUCUCUCUUCUUUUACCAUCUUUCCUCUUUCUAUUUUAUGUACUUCUCUGUAAUUUGCAUUUAGACAAAUCUGGAAUUUUGGGAUCAGGUGUUCUUCUCGUUUUAACCCAAAAUCAAAAGGCCAAAACUAAUAUAAUCACUUUAUUACGAUAAACUCACAAUCUUUAGCUCUUACAAUGGUUACCUUAUCGAAAAAUCUCUAAACUCAAUUGUUUUGUUUUAAAGAUUUCUUUGUUCUUCUCGAAGUUGGAAUAUUACCUCAUUUUCGGUAGUUUUUACAGUUGAAUUAAAAAUCUCAAAAGAUGUUAGAACGAAAUUAUUUAGCCAUAUAAAAUUCAUUCUUUUGAAUCAUAUGGAUAUAAAUUAUACUAAUAAAUGUAUAGUUUAUUAUCACAUUAUCACCAAUUAUAUAUAUUAUAUUCAAUACAUUAAUGUUUUCUUUUCCAAAAAUGAGGACAAAACUGAGAAUAAUAAAAAGGAAGGGUAAGAAGAAAAAAAGGCUGCACUAACAAUCAUUUCAAAAUCCCCAUUUCAAUUUUUCACCUCUUUCUCUCUCCUCUAUUUCCAAAUCCUUCAAUUCUUUCUCUCUCAUCAUCAUCUUCUUCUUCUUCUUCCUCUGUUUUUAUUUCUCAUUCGAAUUUCAUUCUCAGCUUCUCUAUACAGAGAGAGCGAAAAGAGAUGUUGAAUCCGGCCAACGAUCUGUUACCGCCGCCGUCUUCUCCCACCAAUUCAUCCAUUUCCUCCUCCGAUCUCGACACUGAGUCUACGGGUUCGUUCUUCCAUGACCGGAGCACGAGCUUAGGGACUCUAAUGGGGGUCAGCUUCCCGGCGAUUACUUUCCGAGUCCCUUCCCAGAACAGAGAUCAACACACCGCCGCGACGGUCACCGCAGGCGGAGGUUCUCGUAAGAGUAAGAAGACAAAGAGGAAAACGACGACAGCGCCGGCACUGGUUGCAGAUCGGAAACGAAGGUGGUGGAGACUAUGUAGGGAUGACGGCGUCAAGCCGGCGUCUUUGGGCGAGUUUCUCGAAGUGGAACGAAGAUUUGGGGAUGGUGCCUUCUACGGCAACGCGGUGGAUCUGGAAGGCGUGGUUACGGCAGAUCAACAGAGGAAUGGUCGUUCUUUAUUCGCCGAUGGAAGAGUUCUUCCACCGGCGCAAACGGAGGAAGACACGUCAGCGACCGGCGCUUUAUGCCGAUUUUCCGUAUCGCUAACCGGGAUUUGCAGCGGCGGUGCCGGCUAAAAUGUGGGAUUUGAUUUGUUAAUUAUAUUUUAAAUAUUACAUUAUAUUUAAUUAAUCAAAUGCUUUUAAUUAAUGUGGAAGAAAAAAAAGAAGAAAAAAAAUGUCACCUUUAUUGUGUAGGUGACCCCUCUUUUUCUUUUUCUUUAUUUUUUCCUUUUAA
Messenger RNA from Cucumis melo (muskmelon), 1675 nucleotides. RefSeq lists its product as uncharacterized. The transcript is spliced from 3 exons. NCBI's taxonomy places the organism in Eukaryota, Viridiplantae, Streptophyta, Magnoliopsida, Cucurbitales, Cucurbitaceae. The record is from RefSeq and is a predicted model, not a curated record. The coding region runs from base 949 to 1515 and encodes 188 amino acids.